Molecule: messenger RNA, 1098 nt
Organism: Exophiala aquamarina CBS 119918
Lineage: Eukaryota; Fungi; Ascomycota; Eurotiomycetes; Chaetothyriales; Herpotrichiellaceae
Exons: 1
Coding region: 1-1098 (365 amino acids)
Source: RefSeq, a predicted model, not a curated record
AUGAUUGAAGCAAUCACAUCAUUCCUCGCUCUCAAAUGGACACAAGAGCCCCUUUUUCGUCCCUUACCUGUUCAUAUCACACGAGAGUUUGUCCAGACUUCCAACGGUAAUCUCGAGUUGUUGACAUCGGAGCCGCAAGUGAAAAGUGAAGGUCCCUCAUCCAGAAGACCACCCAUUUUCUUCGUUCAUGGCGGUGAAGGUUCUGGCUCAGUCUGGCUUGAGUGGAUGGGCUAUCUUUCAACAUCCUAUAAUGCCCGAACUUACGCAUAUUCAUUAAGGUGCCACGGGGCCAGCUAUUCAGUCCCCUAUUGGAAGAUGGUCUGGGGUACCUCCCUGGAUGACCUAGCCUCAGAUCUUGUCGCCUGUAUACAAGAUGUGAGGAAACGGGAAGGACAGGACCCAAUAAUCGUCGCUCAUUCUUCAGGUGGUGGCUUGACACAAUACGUCCUGUCAAAUGGGCAAGUGAAAGCUCGCGGUAUUGCCCUUGUGGGUGCAGUACCCCACUGGGGCAAUAUGAGCGUCUACUUCAACUGGUUUCGCAGGAUUGAUCCAUGGUUCAGCCUUCGGAGUCUCUGCCAUCUGUUCCAUCCCAACAGCCCGCUCAACACGCCGCGCUUGGUCCAUAAUGCCUUUUUCGGACCGGAAUAUCCACGAAGUCGUGUGCCAGAAUUCAUGAAGUGGAUGAGUAAUUACGAAGCAAUGUUCUGGCCAUUUGGAAUGGCAGGUCGCGGCUGGGGCAUUGAAAACCGGACAUGGCUGGCACCAACUGACAUCCUGAGCAACAUCAUGCAAUGGGACGGAUCUCAAAAGGUCAUGGUCAUGAUUGGCACAGAGGACAGAAUGAUGGGUGGAACUGAAACGAGGAUGGUAAAGGAGUACUGUUCGGCCAUCCUGGCCCUGCAAAGCGAAAAAAAAAUCGACGCCGACUAUGCCUCGAUACAGAGACACGCCAAGGUCGAGAUUGAUAAGAAUGUCAGCGAGGAAGACUACCCAGGAGUGCGAUUGGUAGAGGUUAAGAACGCAGGGCACCAUACGCAAAACGACAUGCAAUGGGAAGAAUCCGCUGAGGCUCUGAGGAGAUUUAGUGAGCAGCUAUGA